Gilbertella persicaria is the source of this 2283-nucleotide messenger RNA. RefSeq lists its product as uncharacterized. The coding region runs from base 43 to 2256 and encodes 737 amino acids. The transcript has 2 exons. Lineage: Eukaryota; Fungi; Mucoromycota; Mucoromycetes; Mucorales; Choanephoraceae. The record is from RefSeq and is a predicted model, not a curated record.
CUUCUUUGUCUUUUCCCCCCUUUUCUUUUUUCUUUGUUGUUAAUGUCUCAUUUGAUGAAAGAAGGCAUUCUGUCUGUUGAAAUCGAGCCUAAGGCCAGCUAUUUAGACUUUACAGGCUCUAUCAAAGAGCCCCUCAAGUCAACCUCUGAAGACGGUAUUGUCAGCCAUAGCCAGCUCUUGCGAGGUCGAGUUCGACUCAAGUUGGAAAAAUCAAUCAAGAUCAAGUCCAUGUCAGUCAAAUUCAAAGGCGAAUCACUUGUCAACCACACCUCCCAAGUGCCUAACAAUCAAUACCAUAGCUACCAGCAACAACAGCAAUACCAUCCUCAACAGGAUGUUUCUGCACCUAUUCUGCCUAAAUUAAAAACCAAAGUGCUCCAAAAAUCUUCUAUUUUGGAAGAAGGCGAACACUCGAUUCCCUGGGAAAUUGAAAUUCCCAACAUUUAUCCUCGAAGUUUCUCUAACAAACGAGGUGUUGUACGAUACAAAGUUGAAUUGAAGAUGGCAGUGGGUUACAACAGAACAAUCACAGCAAGUAAACCUAUCCUUAUAUGCCGCCAUCUAUUACCUUCCAAAGACAUGGUCAUGAAUGUAUCUACAAAGCGAUAUGAAAACACAAUUCCAAACGGGUUUAAUUUUGAGAUCGAGACGCCUAAAACAAUUUGCCUGGAGCAAGGCUAUAUGCCUGUUUUACUCAAGUUCAAUUGUAUUAACAACAAACCUGUAAAAUUCAUUUAUACUCAAUUUAUUCAAGCGGAAAUAUAUAGAUGCCGCAAUGUGUCCAAAGCAGAAGCCGAUAUGGCUAUCAUGGCUAGCAAAAAGAACAGUACGAUCGUUGGAAAACAGUUGUAUAAAUCGUAUAAGAAUGGCGAUAUUGGCCUGUCCAAAUUCUUUAGACGUGUUCAACCUGUAACAUUGAACACAAUUGACUUGACCGACGAAUUUACUUCAAUGCCCUUGUUACUCAAACAUAAUCUCGAUACGACAUUAACGAAUACAAUUGAGUCCCCUCUUGUGGUUGUUUUACAUCAGUUAGAAAUCACAUUCAAUUUCGGACAAGAGCAGGAUGAGAUUCGUGCCAAGGUGCCAGUGGCAGUAACUUCGAUACCAGAUGCUUCAGGUUCAAGCAAUAGCAGUAUAUACAGUACAGGCUCAACAAGUACAGUACAGAAAUACACCAUGGAAGCUCAGUUACACAAAGGUCCUCUCUCGAUUGAAAUCGUAGAUACGUCUGCUAAACGAACCGAGCACCACCGAACCACAUUGGAUGAAUCGACCAUCAGUUCACUCAAAGACAAUUUACUAUUGAAUUCGUCUGACAGUGAAAAAAGCAUCAAGAAAUCAGCAUCAGACCAAAACUUGCGAAGAGUAAGAACAGCCUCUGUCAAGAGCAUGGAAGUGGCCGUCAAGAAAGCUAGCAACAGACGAUCAAUUACACCACCUCCAAAUUCACUCAGAAUAGCUAUCAACAAAGCAGCUUCCAUCAAUGGUGAAGCCAAGCCCAGAAGCCAUUUAGAAAUCGUUACAAAAAAAAGUAACAAAUCCUUAGAUGAAAGAUAUACUGUUCAAACACCUAAAUCAGCGACUGCUACCACAUUCUCUUCUUCAGUAUCACUGAGCGAUAAGGCAUUGCAGCCCUUUAAUACCUUUGUUGGCCUUCCUCCUCCUCCUAGACGCGCACGCAACAAGAAAGAGUCAACAGCCAGCGAAACAAGUGGGCGUGUUGGGCUUACUAGAACCUUGACCAACAGUAGUUCCUCUUCUACAUCUUCUCGAGCUAAUUCAAUCAGCUCCUCUGGUUUUCUACAAACGACUGAUUCCCUCACUUCACCUGAUACAUCAUCAUUCUCACCCCUUUCUCCUGGUAACAACAACACCAAUAGCAAAUCAAAACAGUUGCUAAAUUCGAGCAAGAGUACAAAUACAUCCAAUUCGUUUUCUUCCACUACUUCUUAUUACCAAUCAAUCAAGAAAAGAGCCAACUCUAUCGAUACAAACCAGUUUCCUACCAGUCCAACACAGUCGUUUUCUUCUAGCCUACUAGACCACGAUGGCUUAAGCUCAGGACCUUAUUUCGCUGUUGACCUUCCUCCUAUCCCUUCUCCUCCUGCUAUCACUCGACAAAGACUACCCUCUAUUCCACUCAACUCCCUUAAUCUCAGUGAAAAAGAUGAGCAUAGGCUUACUAAAAUGUAUUUCGAAGAUGAAAGUGAUGAAGAUGGAGAAAUAGACAAUUAUGAUUUUAUGUUUGAUUAAUAUGUAAAUAGACUGAAUAAAGUAUAG